CAGAAGGGGACAAAGACAAUGCUAUUCAAAAAGGGGAAGAGACUUUGGUAGAAAAAGGUUACAUGACAGUGAAAUUUCCCAUUUACUGUCUACACUGAUGCAGACAUGACUUCUCCAUUCCUUCCUUACCUGUUACUCUCUGGGCUAAUAGGAUUUCACUGUGACAUUACUACAGUGAGAAAGGUGUCAGUCAAGGCUGGAAGCUCCAUCUCCAUCCCAUGCCUCUAUGAGCCAUCCUAUAGAAACAAAGUGAAAUACUUGUGUAGAGGAUAUCGUUGGAGCUCUUGCUCAUAUGUUGUUAAAACAGAUACACGAGACAAUACAGGAAAGUUUUCCAUCUCUGAUGACCCAAAGCAAGAAAUCUUCACAGUGACAAUUAAUGAUUGUACGUACAAGACGGGAGAAACUUGGUACUGGUGUGCUGUGGAGAUUAACCGGGGCUUAGAUGUCAAGCAACACUUUAAGCUGUCAGUCACUGAAGAUUUGCCAAGUGUUCAUGUGGACCAACAGGAAAUCACAGCAUUCGAAGGAGGAAGUGUGACUGUUUUGUGCCACUAUAAAUACCAGAAAAAAAUGGGGUGGUGCAAGCUGGGCAGCACCUGUGUGACAAAACAGACCAGAUCAAUACAUGGAACAACAGUGACUAUAAAUAAAACGGUCCCUUAUGUUUUCAAUGUGACUAUGAGUGGAUUGAGUACAGAGAACAGUGGCUGGUACUGGUGUGACAAUGGAGACUUUCAGAUGCCGGUGCACUUAACUGUUAAUAUUGUAACCUCAUCUACAGCAGAAACAGCAGAUACCACAACAAAAGGACUUCACUUCACCAACAUUCAGGCAAACGGAGAGAGCCUGCAAGAUGAAAACAAGGGGUUUACUGAGAUGAUAAUUCUCAUCACCACCUUCAUUUUACUGCUGUUGUUAGUUGCUGCUGCCUUUUUGGGAUGGAGGAUGCUAAAACGUAAGUCCAAACCCCAGGCACCUAACAUGACCGUGGACUCACAAACUGAGAGUGAUCCUGAAGUGCUCUAUGCUAAAAUCCAGCAUAAAAAAGGUUUGGCAGGCCAAAGGAAGAACCAAAGAACUGAAGACACCGUGACAUACAGCGCCUUUGUGAUGAAGGAUCAUGUGCAACAAGCGACCGAACCAGCAGAUGGAGAUGUGAUCUACAGCACAGUGCAAAAACAGAAAUAAGAACCUGUAAUGAUCUGAAGGGAUAUAAGGACAUUUAUAUAUCAAAAUAUACCAGCGCUUCUGAAAGCGCUCAGGCCUUAAUUAGGAGCAUUUCACAUCAUCUUAGAAAAUCCAGUCAGUCAGUGUAGCAGUCUAUGUAUCAGUUGGAAAAUAAGAUACUCUCUGUCCCUGGUGGUAAAGUUUGCAAACCUGUGCAUUUACAGUUUUUAUAAUCAUAUUUUAAAGAUGUUUUUUUUUCUUCUCCUUCAAGCAAAUGCUUAAAAUCUGGACUCUAAGAAAGGAAGUUUAUAAUAUUGAGCCAAAGCAUCAAUUAAGCCAUGUGAACUAAAAGCAGUUUGGAUCAGGGCCCACUAAAACUGACCAAACAAUUCAAAUAAGUUAAACCAACCACCAAGCUAAAACCAUGCUAUCAAGGUCAAAAUUGAUUCAGGGAGACACGUGGUUCAAUCACAAAAUCAUCCCCCAGGCAUGAUUUCAAAGAAAGCAUCUGAAUGUCAAUACAAUAUCUGAUUAUAUCUUUUAUUAUGAAUAAUCUCUAAUUAUGUUUGAUUCUGUCAUACAACCCCAGCCUUAGUAGACCUUGUGGUAUAAUAAUGGCAACACUCUUCAAAUCCACAAGUGUUGAUUCAAUCAGUGAUUCAACACCAACAUCUAACAAAUGUCUUGCUACCUACAUUUUUCUGUUAUAACUGAUGUACUCUAUGUUGGUGGAGCUCUGUGAAUCUGUAUAAAGUACACAUUUAUAAUAGAACGAAGGAGAUUGCAGGCAAACCAGCAGCUGUAUACGAUUUAGAAAAUACAGCAACUUAUCGAAACCUGAUGUAGGACAUCAGUGAGCAGGACAUAGAUGCUCAGUUUACUUAAGUUUUUAACAAGUCAUUCCCCUGCUCAAUGUAAAAGUUGUCUGCAGACAAAUGGUUUUGUUGGCUACUUUAACAAACCAAGAUGCAAAAUUAAACACCUGCAAAUUUA
Molecule: messenger RNA, 2163 nt
Organism: Notolabrus celidotus (New Zealand spotty)
Lineage: Eukaryota; Metazoa; Chordata; Actinopteri; Labriformes; Labridae
Product: CMRF35-like molecule 1
Exons: 9
Coding region: 106-1191 (361 amino acids)
Cellular component (GO): plasma membrane
Molecular function (GO): transmembrane signaling receptor activity
Source: RefSeq, a predicted model, not a curated record